CAAGCGGACACGCGCGGGUCUUCAUUCACUGCGAUACCUUUCGGCCACGGAGUAGCCAAAAGCGUUAGUUCAAAAUCGGUAAAAACAAAGUGUGGUUUUAUAUAUAUAAAAAAAAAACGAUCUGAGCGCUAUUCGUUUCUCAAAUUGGUUUCGUGCUUGUGAACUGAAGGGAUUUAAGAUCUAUUGAUCUUUGAUAUAUAUUUUGGUAUAAAAAACCUAAAAACUUGUAAAUUACGAGAAAGUGAAACACAAAAUUAAAGAAUCUCCAGAACAACUAGAUCUAGAUACUAAUAGAAGAUCAAAAUUAAAAAAUCAUAAGAUCUGGCAACCCUGAAACAAAGUCUUCAACAAGGCUCGGCAGCUUAUCAAGGAACCUGAAGGCAUUAUAAAAGAGGAUAACCCGAGUACCAAGAAUAUAUCUCCGGCCACCUUGACCAGCGCAAAGAUUCCAUCUUCUCCGAGUGCAGCCCCCUCCGCAGACCGAUCCCAAGCUGGGUAGUCCAUUCCUGAGCAUCACGCCGGCGGGUGGCAGCAGCAAUCCCUCGCCCACGCCCCCACCGCCCGACGCCAAGGUGGCGGCCAAGCAGCUGGCCCAGAGCUUCCAGCUGUCCGCCAACUCGGCCUUCAACUUGGCCCUGCCGCCCAGCUUCUACAGGCAGCCGCAGCAGCACCCCGAGUGCCUGGACUACGGCCACGAGGCGCCGGAAAUGGAUCUGAUCAAUCCGUAUAUGCGACACCACAGCUUCGCGGCCGCCGCCCAGGGCAGUCCCCCGUCGGCGGCGCAGCGUCACCAUUUGGCGGCGGCCAUGAGCAACGGCUUCGCCGACGUGCAUGCCCAUGCCAUGGCAGCGGCGGACUACCAACAACAGUUGGCCGACUACCACAGUGCAGCGGCGGCAGCUGCUGUCUAUGCCAACAACAAUAAUAUUAACAAUAACAACAACAAUAAUAGCAGUAACAAUAACAACAGCAGUCCGCUGAUGUUGCUCAAGGCGGCGGCACAUGGCGGUGGCCUGAAGGACUCGGACUCGCCGUCGACCACACCGCCGCCCGCCUCCUCGCGCCUCCACUCGGACUCCUCGCCAUCGCCGCGCUACGAGCACAACUCCAGUCCCGGCGUGGACAGCGCCAAGUCGUAUGCCCUGAGCCAGCGCAGCAGCGGAGCGGAGGAUCCCUGCCAGACCAGCGAGUCGGCCAGCCCGCCGCCGCAGGCCCAGAACGACUACAGCCCCGAGAAUCUCACCAGCCAGAGGGGGAAGUUCCAGCACCACCACGGGGUCAAUCCUCUGGCCUUGCACAAUGCCAAUCACGGGGGAAAUCCUGGGAGCCACAACCUCAACAAUAACCACAUGGAUCACAAGCUGCCGCUGAGUUUUCUGGGUCCUCCGCUGGCGGCCCUGCACUCCAUGACCACGGAAAUGAAGACGGGUGGUGGUCAGGGCGUCGGCGGAUCGUCGGCCUCGGGCAAUGGACUGUCCUACGGACACAGCCCGAACUCGCAUCUGAUCAGCGAUCGGGGAUCUGGGGGAAGCUCCUCGUCCUCCUCCACCACGACCACGAACACCAAUAGCCAGGGAGCCCCCAAUCCGCACGGCAUCGAUACCAUCCUCUCCAAACCGCCGCCGGUCACAUCGGCGGGUCUAAGUGCUUUAACAGGAGCUGGCAUCCCCCGCUUCUCGAUCGCCGCCGCCGCAGCGGGAAUGGCCCAAUACCUGUCCCAGAGCCAGGGGGCGCCGCUGAAGACCCACGCCGGACACAUAGUGGACCGCACGCACCUGUACUGGCCGGGACUGCAGGGCCUGGUGGCCAAUCCCAUAGCGUGGCGCGAACGCCUCUCCAACACGAUGUCCGCCAAUCUGUCGCAAUCGCACCAGCACCACCCAUCGAACGACAAGGAUGGCAAGAAGAAACACACCCGCCCAACAUUCAGUGGUCAGCAGAUCUUCGCCCUGGAGAAGACGUUCGAGCAAACCAAAUAUCUGGCCGGACCCGAGCGGGCCAAGCUCGCUUAUGCCUUAGGAAUGUCCGAGUCGCAGGUUAAGGUCUGGUUCCAGAAUCGUCGCACCAAGUGGCGCAAGCGGCAUGCGGCGGAAAUGGCCACGGCCAAGAGGAAACAGGACGAUAUGGGUGGCGAUAACGAUGGCGAUUGCAGCGAGACCAUGGAUAGCGAUAACGAGAGUCUCGACAUGGGGGAGUCCCCUGCCCAGAACAAGCGAUGUCGCAGCAACAGCUCCGGCUCGUCGCAACAGCAGCCGGAUAAUUAUCGUCAUUAAAACGAAUUUACAAACUAUGCAAGGACAUGGACUCGCAAUGAAAUGGAAUGAAAUGCACUUAGGAUAAAUUUCAAUGCGCCAGCUAAUUAGCUAGAAAGCCCAGCAGGAGCGGCCACAAAAGCAGCAGCAGCAGCUAGAAACGAUUUCAGCUAAAUGAUUUGGGUUCAAGUUUUAAGGUUUUGCCACUUUACCGUCUUGUGAAGACUUCCUUUUCGCCCCUUUGACUCUCCUUCUUAUUUCCCCACUGUGUUUAUUAGGUGUGUAAAUAUUUAUGUUAAUUUUCUAAAGAAUACACUUAACAUGAAGCUUAAUUAACGUCGCUAAUUCGUAAGCAAAUCGAUAGGAGUUGAAGACACUGGCACAAAAAUUAAACUGAAUUUAUUACAUACUGUAUGUUUAGUUUCUAAUCCCUAACUUUAAUGUAAUUUCGUGCAUUAGAACCGACCUUAGUUCGUACAACUAAAAUAUAUAAAUAUAAAAUAUUAACGAUUAACUAUGCUAACUGAGAUUGCGCAACAAUAUUUACAAUAUUGAUGACGAUGCAAACGACAACAUGAUGAUUAACUA
Molecule: messenger RNA, 2840 nt
Organism: Drosophila biarmipes
Lineage: Eukaryota; Metazoa; Arthropoda; Insecta; Diptera; Drosophilidae
Gene: HGTX
Product: brain-specific homeobox protein
Exons: 4
Coding region: 708-2273 (521 amino acids)
Biological process (GO): regulation of transcription by RNA polymerase II; cell differentiation
Cellular component (GO): nucleus
Molecular function (GO): DNA-binding transcription factor activity, RNA polymerase II-specific; RNA polymerase II cis-regulatory region sequence-specific DNA binding
Source: RefSeq, a predicted model, not a curated record